This is a messenger RNA of Pangasianodon hypophthalmus (striped catfish), 3581 nucleotides long. RefSeq names its product caprin family member 2 (gene caprin2). NCBI's taxonomy places the organism in Eukaryota, Metazoa, Chordata, Actinopteri, Siluriformes, Pangasiidae. Gene Ontology annotation, biological process: positive regulation of canonical Wnt signaling pathway. The transcript is spliced from 22 exons. Gene Ontology annotation, cellular component: cytoplasm. Bases 265 to 3108 code for a protein of 947 amino acids. The record is from RefSeq and is a predicted model, not a curated record. Gene Ontology annotation, molecular function: signaling receptor binding.
CUCUCUCUAUCGCUCUCUCUAUCCCCCCCUCCCCCUCAGGCCACCAAGCUCGGUUUCAUUCUUUUUCUGCUUCACUCAGAUCUGAAAGGCUGCAUUCACAGCAGAAGAGACGCAUGAGUUUGAUGAGGAUGGUUCUGGAGCCUGCACACUUUUGCUUAGUCAGAGGCACAGAAAGUUCCUGUCUCACAGUACACACUUCUACCUUUCCUGCCUAAAUGAGCAAGCUUUGGUGUAACUGAUGUGACAUGCAGAGAGACACGGACCAUGGUUCAGCUGUUCCCGUCUCAAGCCUCGGACACCAUGGCGCUCUCGGAGUCGAUGGAAGAAAGGGAUGCCGGGCUGGAUGGCAGCCCAAGCACUGACUCUCCUCACGCUUUCACAGCCCUACAGCUCGCCCUGAACCCCUCAGCCACCGUCUACCACGGGUACGAGAACUACAUCGAGGACGGCCUCAUCUGCCUCAGGCACAAGAUCCGCAACAUUGAGAAAAAGAAGCUCAAGCUGGAAGGCUACCAAAUGCGGCUAAAGAAUGGGGACACGCUGAAUCAAGACCAAAUGGAUGCGGUAGGGAGGUAUGAAGAAGUGAUUCACAACCUGAAGUUUGCCAGAGAGUUGCAGAAGACCCUUUGUGAUCUCACUCAGGAUCUGUUGAAGGCCCAGAGGAAGGCCAUGCGGCGCGAGCAGGUUCAGAGGGCAGAGACCGAACAGAGGCGUUUGAGUAUGAUGCUGCAGGUGCAGUAUGUCCUCUGCAGUCUCCAGAGGCAGGACAUCAGGAAAACCUUCAACACACGUGAACAUGCUCGCUACCUGUCUGCGCAGGAAAUGGAGAAGCUGCUGAACCUGGCUUCAUUAUUAGCUUGCAAGAGGGAUGCGAGCAUGAGUUUAGAGGAUCAGAUGGAACAGGCCUCUUUUGUUUACCUAGAUCUACUGGAUGGCAAAGACAAACCAGUUGCUGGCUCAACAUAUAAAUACCUCAAGGAGAAGCUGCUCAGGCUGGUGGACUCUGGAUUAUUCGAUCACAUCCCAGAGCCUGAAAAAGCUACAAAGAAGGACAAUGAUGACCAAAAACCUGAUGCUUCCUCCACAUCAAGCAGCCUACCUGCGGUGGUCAAUUUGAACUCUGAAGUGGCUUCAAGGCAGUUUUUAAACAGACGCUACGUAACGGAGAGAGACCUCCCCGGGCCCGGUCAGGGCGAGGAGGUGAACGUGCAGGCACCAAACUGGAAGGCAGAGUUUUUAGCCCUGAAGGAACAGGAACCACCAGACUCCUGGGAUAUAGAGUUUUCUGAUCCGCCAGCAUCCUCCAAAAUGGGGUUACAGAAGCCUUGGAAAGGAGCAGCAGGAUUCAUCCCCAAAACCACGGUCACUAUGAAGGCUGCUGUCGAGACAAAACAGAAACGGCAGAGGAAAAAUAAAGGAAGCCCGGCCUCCAAAUCUGAUGGUGAGGGUAAGAAGGCCGUACCUGUGGAGGUGUUUAACUCUCCGUCCUCUCUGGCUAAAGAUCCUGCCUUGCGCAGACAACAGCUGGAUCACCUGAUGGAUCAGAUCACAGGCUCCUUCAGCUUUAUUCAGGACUCUUUGUUGGAUGGAGAAGCCGUGCCCGGUAAUGGCCGAACCAGAGAGCUGCACCUGUCUCCUGGCUCCUCUCCUCUUGCUCAGAGGGACCAGAAGAAAAUCCCGGACAUCCUGCCUCCAUCUCAGAAUUCGACUCCUCUUCACGGCCACCAGGGUUCUGGAGACGCCCAAAGCACUCUGUCCAACGGUGAUCAGAUCACAAACACCUCUGACCUGAAGCUACACACUGAGGAUGGACCACAUGCAAAGCAAGAUAAGGGCUUCACCUCUCCACCUCUCUACUGCAGAGAGUCCUGCAUCUCUGUACCUCAUGACAACAAGAACUCUAAACAGGCAGGAAAGCAGCCACUUUCUAAUGGAGAAGUGCCCCCGACUGUUCUGGCACAGACCUUCAGCACUCCACCCAGCAGACGAUCUCUACCUGCAACCAGCACCGCGUCCUUCAACAGCCUGCACUCUGUGUUCAGUGGGGAGGUUCCUAUGACCAGGAGCUCAGAGCUGAAAACUGAUGAAAGUGGCUUUUUAGGAUCUGUGUGUCUGAGCUACAGUACAGCAAGCACACUGAGCCACUCCACUGCUAGCACACAGACCCCACCUGAGCUCAGCCUGCCGCAAGAUGACCUGCAGAUGGAGAGUGCAUACCUGUCAGAAAGUGAUAUCAGUGCUACCAGUCAGGUUUAUUCAUCUCCUGGUCCGAAUUCUGCCCCUCAGUCUAGUCUGGUCCAGCAUUAUUACCCCCGCAGUACACUCAGAGGUAUGACACACGGUGCAAGAGGACUCUCUCACUCCUCACUCCGCUCUUCUGGGGCUUCCAGAGGUGGCUAUGAGGUGCACAGAGUAAAUGUACGAGCUCCAGGAGGAGGCUUCAGUGCCCAGACCCACCGUGAGCCUGGCUCUGUUCUGUAUACCUCCCAGGAAAACGGGUAUCAGCAGAGUCAUAAACGUACUGGAGGGACAGCAGCUCGGAGGAACAGUUCAGUUGCAGGUUGGAGUGACUCCUCCCAAGUGAGCAGCCCGGACCGGGAGGGCACGUAUAUAAUAGACUCAGCUCAUGGUGACUCUCUCACAAUCACGGCCUCUGGGAUGCCCAUCACUGGCCCUCCUCCUCACACCCUGAUGCCUGUGUACCCACAACUUCGUGUGGCCUUUUCAGCUGCCCGUGCCACGAACUUGGCUCCAGGCACUCUGGACCAGCCCAUUGCCUUCGACCUUCUCCACAGCAACCUAGGUGGUGCGUUUGAUGCGCCCUCUGGCCACUUUGCCUGCCCGGCACCAGGCACAUAUGUCUUCUUUUUCCACAUCCUUAAGCUGGCCAUCAGUGUGCCACUUUACAUCAAUCUGAUGCGCAACGAUGAGGUAGUGGCUUCAGCAUACGCCAACGAUGGUGCCCCUGACCACGAGACGGCCAGCAACCAUGCCGUGCUGCCUCUGCGCAUUGGCGAUCACAUCUGGCUGCGUCUCCAUCGCGGCGCCAUCUACGGCAGUAGCUGGAAGUACAGCACCUUCUCAGGCUUCCUGCUCUACCCGGAUUGAGUUUUCUGUUAGCUCUCCUGUACAGGCACAUACACUGGGAUGCUGAUUUGUUGUGGAUCUGUUGGCUUGCCUACUAAAUCACACUCAUUGCACAUUUUUUUUUUUUUUCCCUCCCCAUCCCUACAUCGCACACAGUAGCAUUAAGUAGAUGUGGCAACAUUUGUCUGCUAAUUCCGAGGCAGUUUAAAUCGGUGGGGAUCUUCCAGCUUGCAGACACCCUUAGUUUAGAUGCUGGCUGUAUUUGGAGCCAUACAUGUGAAGCCAUGUCUGCUAAUUGUGCCUUUUCUUUCUGGUUACUGAGCACUUGAAUCGCUUGUAUGAAUGUAGAUUAUCUGAAUACUUGACACGUUGAGCACUUUAAAAGGCGGCACUGUGACGGUGUGGUGUGGAUGACUUGAAUGCUGAUUGCCAAUCAGUUAAACAAACCAAAUGAUCCCUCUUUGUGCCUGAAUAAAAGAUGAUGUGCAGAAUCA